GCAUCGGCUCUCGCUGAGCUGCCCCGGUUCGGGAACCCGGCGGCGGCGGCGGCGGCGUCCGUGAGGGGAAGCCCAGUGGCCAGGCAAGACACCUGCUCUGAGCUUCAGUUUCCUCAUCUGAAAUGUGAGGGACUGUCAGGCACUUCUCUGCGACGGCUGCUGAUGGCUCACCAGGCUCUGUGGCGCUUAUGGCCUCGUUCUUAAGUUUUACAGAGUUAAUAGAGUGGAGACAACCUUGCUGAAGAUGAAGAAUAUACAAUAUUAGAGGAAAUUUUUUUCUUCUUUCUUUCCUUUUUCUUGUCUUCAGUUCCCACUUUUCAAUCAAGUCUGCUUCAUCAGAAAUGUUUUUUACAAUCUCAAGGAAAAAUAUGUCCCAGAAAUUAAGUUUACUGUUGCUUAUAUUUGGACUCAUUUGGGGCUUGAUGUUACUGCACUAUACUUUUCAACAGCCCAGACAUCAGAGCAGUGUCAAGUUACGUGAACAAAUACUAGACUUGAGCAAAAGAUAUGUUAAAGCUCUGGCAGAAGAAAAUAAGAACGUGGUGGAUGUCGAGAAUGGUGCUUCCAUGGCAGGAUAUGCGGAUCUGAAAAGAACAAUUACUGUCCUGCUGGAUGACAUUCUGCAACGCUUGGUGAAACUGGAGAACAAAUUUGACUAUAUUGUUGUGAACGGCUCAGCAACCAACACGACGAAAGCUGCUGGUGGGAAUUUAAUUCCAGUCACCAGCAAUAAAAGGGUCAAUGCAAAGGGCAGCGUGAGAUAGCACUUGAAGAUCCCGUGGGCUGCUCCAUCCACUGUGGGCUGUAUCCUGUCACAGAAGCUUUGUAACCGCUUGUUAGCACAGAGUAAGACUUGACAAUUAAAAGCUCUACGCGUUUCUAAGGAACAUGCUGGAUUCAUGGAACUCUAAUUCUGUAUAUAAAGUUUUCAGUGUUGUUAGUUUGCUCUCAGGCAAGUCUCUUCAAUGCUGUAUUAUAUCCUUAGAAGGAAUUUGACAACAUGGUUGAUGUAGGAAGC
Molecule: messenger RNA, 1018 nt
Organism: Lepus europaeus (European hare)
Lineage: Eukaryota; Metazoa; Chordata; Mammalia; Lagomorpha; Leporidae
Product: coiled-coil domain-containing protein 126-like
Exons: 1
Coding region: 342-764 (140 amino acids)
Source: RefSeq, a predicted model, not a curated record